Molecule: messenger RNA, 1574 nt
Organism: Elaeis guineensis (African oil palm)
Lineage: Eukaryota; Viridiplantae; Streptophyta; Magnoliopsida; Arecales; Arecaceae
Product: acyl transferase 5
Source: RefSeq, a predicted model, not a curated record
ACUGCCCCUCAGCCAACCUUGGGACUAAACUAUGCAGUGCGCAACCCAGACCCACUCCCCAUCUCCAUAAAUAAAAAACACCAGAAACUCUUCCAUCACCUACACCAUCAGGCAAACAGAAGAAGACCAUGAGUUUCUCCGUGACCAAGCUGGCUCCGGCCCUGGUUGGCCCUUGCGAGCCCACCCCUUCCGCCAACCUUCCCCUCUCGCCGAUCGAUCGGGCCCCAGGCAUGAGGCACUUGAUCGACCUGUUCCUCGUGUUUGGGUCCGGUCAGCACCCGGCAAAGGUCGUCAGGGAAGCUUUGUCCAGGGCUUUGGUCCCCUACUACCCCGUCGCCGGCCGGUUCGUGGUGUCCGACAAUGGCGAGCUCAACGUGGCUUGCACCGGUGACGGCGUAUGGUUCGUCGAGGCAUCGGCAAAUUUCAGCCUUCAGGAUGUCAACAAUCUCGAACGCCCCUUCAUGAUCCCAAAGGAAGAGCUCCUUCCAUGUCCUCCACCUCAAGUCAAGCAAGAGGAUGUGCUCUUAACUUUGCAGGUUACAGAAUUCGCGUGCGGAGGAUAUGUAGUCGGCAUCAGAUUCAAUCACGCAAUCUUUGAUGGAAUUGGAGUAGCUCAAUUUUUGAAAGCUAUUGCGGAAUUGGCCAAAGGUCUUGCACAGCCAACCGUCGAGCCAAUCUGGUGCAGGGAGGCCAUUCCAGACCCACCCAAGCUCCUCCCCCAGGGACCUCCACCAGUCUUCAAACCUUUAGCCUUGGAGCAGAGCAUAUUAGAUGUAUCCCUGGACCGUAUCGACCAGAUCAAGAACCAAUUCACGAGCGAGACGGGCCAAAGAUGCUCCAAAUUCGACGUUGUGAGUGCGCUGGUGUGGCAGUGCCGAACGCGAGCGACUAAUUUGGAGCCCCAAGUCGAUGUCCACCUAGCUUUUACGGUGAACACCCGCCGCUUGUUGCAGGAGGUGUUGCCCAAGGGGGAAGGUUACUACGGCAACUGCGUCUAUCCAAUGGCAAUUACGGCGCCAUGUGAGAAGAUUAAGAUCGCAUCCAUUGUUGAGAUCGUGAGCUUGAUCAGAGAGGCUAAAGAGAGCGUGCCGACCAAGUUCUCCAAAUGGGUGAAGGGAGACCCCAAGGAGGGGCCGUGUCUGGUGCCGCUGGAAUACGGGUCGCUUUGCGUGAACGAUUGGAGUCAGGUGGGGUUCUACGAGGUGGACUUUGGAUGGGGUGGACCGAUCCAGGUUGCUCCAUUGACGGAGGAUGACCUCGUCCCUUGGUGCAUCUUGCUCAAGUCCGCUGCACCCAUGCAAGGUGUGCGGUUGCUGUUGCGGUGCGUCCUCAAGGAACACUUGGAAGCAUUCCGUGAUCAAAUGAUGACCUUGGUCUAGCAACGUAUCUCGAAUUCAAUGAUUGAGAUUUUCCUUCAGAAAAGAAUCAAACGAUUGAGAUUCCUAUGUGUUUAAACCUUCCUCUGCGAAAAAAAUAAAAUGGAGAGCUUGUAAUGCUCGAUUGUGACUCUUCGUUUCAUGCUCAUUAUGAUUGUGAAGUUAGCAAAUGAUAUUUCUUGCUUAUUUGCUUUUAAA